Molecule: messenger RNA, 3352 nt
Organism: Tachysurus vachellii
Lineage: Eukaryota; Metazoa; Chordata; Actinopteri; Siluriformes; Bagridae
Gene: adm2a
Product: adrenomedullin 2a
Exons: 3
Coding region: 189-680 (163 amino acids)
Biological process (GO): adenylate cyclase-activating G protein-coupled receptor signaling pathway; positive regulation of heart rate; regulation of systemic arterial blood pressure
Cellular component (GO): extracellular region
Molecular function (GO): hormone activity
Source: RefSeq, a predicted model, not a curated record
GGCUUCAGCCGCGCGUGGGAAUAAAGACAAGACAUCAUUUUAUAUUCUAUAAAACAAGCUUGUCUAACACAAAAAGCUUGCAAAAAGCAAAGCCAUUUCAGGCCGGAUCUUUAUUUUAGUCCCUUCCAGUGUUGUCCAGGUGGUGAGUCGUUUCCCAGGGGGUGUGAAAGAGCUUCGUCCACGACACGAUGCGCUCACUUCUCCCACUCAGCUUGUAUUGCAUCAGCCUCCUGUGCCUCCAACUUGACGCGCUCCCGGUUGGGAACAGGUUGGAUUUCAAGGCAAUCUUACGUCAGCAGAGAGAAGGAAGAGCUGUCUUCCCAGACACUGAGCCAUCCUCUGAUGAUCCCAUUCUACUGGCUCCAUCUGGAUCUUUGGACAGAACCUCUUUAUGGAGAGCCCUACUCUAUAAAAACCCACUUCCAUCGUCUCAGGAGUCGAAGAGUGCUCUCAACCCUACUGGCAAUUUUGUUGAGUCAAACCAAAGAAACCCCAGAGGUCGCCGCAGCACCCACACUCGGGGUCAUCAUCACCAACACGGCCAGCUGAUGCGUGUCGGGUGCGUCCUGGGCACAUGCCAGAUACAGAAACUUAGCCAACGCCUCUACCAGAUGGUAGGCCAAGCCGGACGUGAAGACUCAGCUCCUAUAAACCCACAAAGUCCACAUAGUUAUGGAUGAUCUCCAAAGAGGCUACGGUCCAAACUGAAGCCCUAACUAAACAUACAGUCUCUAUUUUUGCCAAUAGUCUUAGAUUAGUCUGAAUUUUUUCCUCCCUAUUCUUCCCACAUGUGCUUUGCUCUUUCACAAGUGCCUUUUAGUUUUCAGAAGAAAGGACCUGAUGUUACUGAUAUCGAUGGCUAAAACAUUUUCUCUCCCUUCUUGUCACAAAACACAAGGACUUUUCCUUGACACUGGCCUCAAAUUGGAUCUCUUGGGUUCUUUAGAGAUAUUAUAACAUAGUAAUCCCUUUAAUCUCUUCUGCAUAAAUAAAUGCUGGAUCUUUGGAUUUCGUCCAUGAUGUGAACCGACAUCUCAUCAUCUACAAACACGAGGAUUUCACUUAAGGUUGUUAACAUCAGAUAUGGACUUGCGUGAUGGGAUUUUCUGUCAAUUUAAGGUGGUGCUGAACUUUUAGCUCUUCUUGAAAUCCUAAAAGCAACCAGUUUUCCCAUUGCACCUUGAGAGUAGUGAGUAGAAGAGAUCUUGAAGACCAUCAGCCCACCAUGUCAAGAACCUCACACCCUUUCUUGCUCUUUACAACCUCAGAAACAAAAUUUUAUUUGAUAAUUCCACCUCGUUUUGAUUCCAUUUUCUUGCGUAAAUCAUGGGCAGUUGGGUUUGGUCACUAAGAUAUUGUUUUUGCCUAACACACAAGGGACUGAAGUGGAUUAUCGCAGCUUUUUAUUAUUCUUGGAUUGAUAUUAGCUAACAAACACAUUCAUGGAUUGUGAAGUGACGAUAAAACCUCGAGCGCUAUUUAAUGAGCAGGUUAUAAUCCCUUUGGUUCUUUCCUACUAGAAACCUGCUGGGCUUAGCAUCAUAAACAAACAAUGGCUUUAACCCAAACAUUUCCUAGCAGGUGAUUAAAACACACACAUUUGGACAGACACAAAUCAAACUAACCCUCACUGAUGUCAUUCGAAAUUUACAAAGUUAAACAUUACAUAAUCCUUGGAUUUAAUUGCUCGUUAAAUGCAAUGACUAUAAAGACUGAAACAUAAUAAAAAAGUGGUAUUUGAGUCCCACGCACAGCCAGACAGAUAUCUUAAAACAAAGAAAACUCACAUUUUUAUUGUUGCACUAAUUACAAACACAAAUUUUGAGGCAAAAGUGCGCAAGAUCUGCAGUAACACAAAUGCUCCAGAAACGCUCGUUAUACGUAUUUUAAAUACACGUCCUUUUCUCGCAUAACGAUUGUGUCUCAACCCGUAACCGUAGCGCUCGUAGCCCAAAAUAACCGUCUGUGCCUUUCAGGAAUAAAUAGACCUGACCUAAAUUGGCCUAUUGUUUAAAUUCCUGUUUAAAAUAACUAAAGUAAAUCUCAAAAGCCAAAUGAAAAAUCAUACUAACGAAUUCAAUUCAAAUGGACCACGUUUGUGCAAUGUUAAAAGUUAUCACAACUUACUCAUUAAGUAUUCCUCUUCUGUCUGGUCGGCUUAUUAACUUAUACAUCAGCCGUUUAGAAUCACGUGUUUACAUUGCGUUCAUUUACGGUUCAAACUUAACAUUUGAACUUUAAAUGAUUUUUACAGCGAAUUUUAUCUUCGUCCUACGAUCAUUCCAAAAAGCCAGCGAUCUACUUAAAACCUGAUGAUACUUGACAUUUAUUUAAAUUUCUUGAUUUGCAUCACACUGUAUUUUACUGGGAUUUUUUUUAAAUCACCAAACUGCCUGUAAUAUUUAAGUAUAUAUUUUAAGUGGAAGGGCUGUAUGAUAAUUCUAGGGGCUUUGUGUAAUCUUGAAUGUGUGUUUUAAGGCUCUCUGAACCCAAACACUGCUCGCUCUGCUGUAAUCAAUCUUACUUCUGUUUCGUUAUCACUGAUCAUUAAAAUGCUUUCAAAAAUUCUGAGAACCUGGUGAAUCUAUAACUCUUUUUUUUUUUAAAAGAGCCAAAUCUGUGAGAAUGUUCUUCAAUCAGUUCAAACCUGUUUUUUUUUUUGUUUAUUUGUUUUACUUUUGUUUAUGUAUGUUGUGUUUAUUUAUUUAAUGUAGACAACUAGCUGUAAGAUGCCGUGAUAUGGAGGUUUGGGCAUAACAUCCGCGUCACUGCCUGACGUCGAUCAUUCCCCGUAGGCGUCUGAGUUUGUGUAAAAACAGCGUGCCUAUCAUAGCAGCGUAUUUUGAUGACCUUUGCCUUGAAUCUGCAGGACAUUUAAGGGAGGUUAUCCGUGAUGUCUGUUAGGUUCAGGCCACGAUCGCACUCUGAACUCGAAACUGUUUCAAUGUAUUAUGAUGAGGUCACUUGGUAUUUUAUCCAAAAAUAAAAUAUAAAACACAAAGCACUUUAUAGCUUUUAUAGCUAGUUUUCAUGUCUUAACUUGAACCUUGAUGAUGUAACUAAAUUAUGAAACUUGAUAUGUGUUAAGCAAAUUCUCUGUGUUAAGUAUGUGUGAACUUGGUGAAACGUCAGUCUCAUGUAUAUGUACACUUUGUGAAUAUUAUUAUUAUUAUUAUUAUUAUUAGUUCUACUAUUUAAGUCAUGUAUUUAUGCAUUUGUAUGUGAAAGCGUUAUUUAUCUUCGCAUAAGAAAAUGAGAGCGUCCAAGAAGAAAAGGCCUUCGUUUAGUUAAAGUGUUUUUUACUUUAUAAUGUUCUACAUUUUGUGUGAAAUAAAGCAUUUUGCUGUAAUAA